AUGACUACCUCUUCAUCUUUGCUCACCGUCACUCUCUGCAUUCUCCUUAUAUGCCAUGGCAGUCAAGCUCAAAUAGCUCAACGCCAAUCUUCCCGAUCACAGCAGCAACAACAGGGCGAAUGCCGCGUCCAGAACCUCAAUCCCCUUGACCCUGUUCGCCGCUAUCAGCAUGAGGCCGGUGUUACCGAAGAAUGGGACCAGAACACUGACCAGUUGCAGUGUGCCGGCGUGGCAGCCACUCGUCAUGUUAUUGAUCCAAGAGGCCUCCUCUUGCCCUCCUUCAACAAUGCUCCCAUGCUAGCUUAUGUUCUUCAAGGUCAAGGCCUACUAGGGAUGACAUGUCCUGGCUGCCCAGAAACCUACCAAUCUUUCCAGCAAACUCAGGAAGGAAGAUCAUCUCAGAGGUCAAUGGACCAGCACCAAAAGGUCCGACGUAUCCGCCAAGGAGAUAUCGUUGCAUUGCCGGCCGGAAUUGCCCAUUGGUGCUACAAUGACGGCAACAACCAUCUUGUUCUCGUUGUGGUUCAUGACACCAACAACGAUGCCAACCAGCUUGAUCAGAGACUCAGGAGAUUCUUCAUUGCCGGAAACCAACAAGAGCAGCAACCAAGAAGCUUGUAUGGACAACAACAACGCCCCUUCGGCCACAAUAUUUUCCAAGCUUUUAAUGUUGAGAUUCUGGCGGAAGCUUUCAAUGUAGACCCUGAGACCGCAAGGAAGCUACAGAACGAGAACGAUAGGAGAGGAAACAUUGUGAGGGUCGAAAAAGGGCUUCAAUUGGUAAGGCCAAGGUUCGAGGAGGAAGAAGAAGAAGAAAGAAGAGAAGAAAGAGAAAGAGGGAGAUACAAUGUUAAUGGCUUGGAGGAGACCAUUUGCAGCAUGAGAAUCCGAGAGAACAUUGCUAACCCAGAGCGCGCCGACGUGUACUCAGCUCGUGGUGGCCGUAUAAGCACUGUCAAUAGCCACAACCUUCCCAUUUUGAGAUAUCUUCAACUCAGCGCUGAGAGAGGAAAUCUCUACAGGAAUGCCAUGGUAGCACCUCUUUGGAACAUAAACGCGCACAGCGUGCUGUACGUGAUAAGGGGAAAUGCUCACAUUCAGAUCUCCGGGAACUCUCAGAGGCCCGCCUUUGAUGGAGAAGUACGCGAAGGGCAGCUGCUGAUUGUUCCGCAGAACUUUGCCGUUGUGAAGAGAGCUCGGGACCAAGGUUUUGAAUGGAUUUCAUUCAAAACAAAUGACUUGGCAAAGACCAGUCCUCUCGCCGGAAGGACAUCGGUGGUUCGGGCUAUGCCGGAGGAGGUCCUAAUGAAUGCCUAUCAGGUUUCCAGAGACGAAGCAAGGAGGUUGAAGUAUAACAGACAGGAGGUGACCAUCCUUAGUCCAAGGUCUACUUCCUCUCGAGGACAAGGGCCUUAUACGGAGUAA
Molecule: messenger RNA, 1425 nt
Organism: Cornus florida
Lineage: Eukaryota; Viridiplantae; Streptophyta; Magnoliopsida; Cornales; Cornaceae
Product: 11S globulin seed storage protein 1-like
Exons: 4
Coding region: 1-1425 (474 amino acids)
Molecular function (GO): nutrient reservoir activity
Source: RefSeq, a predicted model, not a curated record